Molecule: messenger RNA, 1175 nt
Organism: Rubroshorea leprosula
Lineage: Eukaryota; Viridiplantae; Streptophyta; Magnoliopsida; Malvales; Dipterocarpaceae
Source: the annotation of a GenBank genome assembly
AAGUCACUAAUUGGGUAAUCUAGUCUAAAAAAAUCAUUCUCAGGAAACAGACCUUUAAAAUUUUUUUCUUUCAAUUCAAGUACAUAAGCCCAAAACGAGCAUUGGAAUGAGCCUAGCUCACAUGGGCUACUCCGUCCACGCCACUGCCAUCUUCAGAUUCCAGAUGUUACCACUUCCAUCGACAUCUUCAGACACUAAAUUAACGCCGUUUAUUCAGAAACCCUAACCUUAAUCCUAAAACCCUAAGCCAUCCCCUUCAGCUAUAUUUAUAAGCACUCCCCUCGCGUCCAUUUUGUCCCAAUCACCUUCUUUUUGGCGCUUCAAUCCUUCCUUGGAUGUCUGAGGCCUUAAUUCCAAGUAAUUUAUAUAUUUUGAUUUGCUUGCGAGUUGGAUUUUUGUUGGCUGUUGUUUUGUUUGUUCUUCAGCUGAUUAUUUACUGUCUGAUUGAAUUAAUUGUAUUGUUGAAGAAAUUACAUUCAUAUUACAGGUUAUAUGCAUUUUGCUUUGAUGUUAUGUAUUUGGAUUUUCUAAUUAUGUGUAAAGGUCAAUGAUGGAAACCUUGUACGGCUUGUUUCUCAAAACAUUCGCAGUGGCCGCCUAAGAGCUUUCGCCUUCGCCGGGCUUGAGAGCUUUUGCUGCUUCAAUCCUUCCUUGGAUGUCUGAGACCUUAAUCCUCCAAUAAUUUUUUUUUUUUUUUGGGGGGCAAUUCUUGUUUCCUUGAAUUGUUUUUGUGUUUUACUCCGUUUGAAUCACUUAUGCUGCUGUUGUCAAUGAUGACAAAUUCAAAGGCUUGUUUCUCAAUACAUUCACAGUGGCCGCCUAAGAACUUUCGCCUUCACCAGGCUUGAGAGCUUGUGCUGCUUCAAUUCUUCCUUGGAUGUCUGAGACCUCAAUCCUCCAACAAUUCAUUUUUUUCUAGGGCAAUUUUUGUUUAGUUGAAUUGUUUUGUUUGUUUUACUCUGUUUGAACCUUUGAUUUCUAUAAAUGUGAUGCUGCUGUUGUCAAUGAUUGACAAAUCCAAAGGCUUGUUUCUCAAAACAUUUGCAGUGGCCGCCUAGGAGCUUUCGCCUUUGCCAGGCUUGAGAGCUUGUGCUGCUUCAAUCCCUCCUUGGAUGUCUGAGACAUUGAGAAAUUCCCUUUUUGCUAUUUGCUAAUUAGGUAUUCCUGUUUUUGAA